Molecule: messenger RNA, 1249 nt
Organism: Lampris incognitus (smalleye Pacific opah)
Lineage: Eukaryota; Metazoa; Chordata; Actinopteri; Lampriformes; Lampridae
Gene: c11h2orf69
Product: chromosome 11 C2orf69 homolog
Exons: 3
Coding region: 224-1216 (330 amino acids)
Cellular component (GO): mitochondrion
Source: RefSeq, a predicted model, not a curated record
UCCAAUUACCGACGAAAUUGCUGUAAAAUCGUUCAAAAAAUAGCAGCAUAAAAGUAUGACGGGUGCAGCGACUAACGGAGGCGAAGCCCUCCGAGCGGGAAUCGCAUGAAUUACGGACAGCGUAGCACUUGCUAGUCAGAAUUAGCUGGCGUUAGCUAGCCCGGGUAGCAGUAGCAUGCGGAAGAAAGUCUUGCGUUGAGACACAACAAACUAACACAUUUUCAUGUCCGCGGUAUCCGUCCAAAGAGUUGCAGUGGGCUUUUCUCUGAAAACUGUUGCUAAAGCGAUGAGCUCCGCAGCAGGAACGUCAUCCUCCGAGCACUGUCCAUCAGGCACACCGGAGACGCACCCCGGCUACCCGCAGAGGCUCCAGCGCCUGUCAACGGUGCCCGGCUCCUGCCCGAGCCGAGUCAACGACCUGCUGUUGCUCCGGCCUGCAGACCAGGGCCAGGAUGGCAGUCGAGAUGCCCACGUUGCGUUUUUCCACGGGGAUAUUCAGAAUUUCCAGGAGGAGAUGGCUCUUCAGACCGAGGGAGCCCAGUGGCUGUCUUGGAGUCUUGAACAAGUGGCCCUCACCCUGGGACGACGCUUCCCUGACCGGCACAUCUGGGUGGUCCGGGCUUCUCGCAUGUACCUGCACAAGUUCAGCUGCUACCAGAAUUUUGUGGAGAGCAACCUGUUUGGGGCGCCGGAACACUCACCAUACUCACCGGACUUUGGAGCACUUCAUCAUUUGAGAGCACUUCUCAGUCAUGGCAUGAAGCGAGCCAACCUGAAUAACCCCCUUCCACCACCAGGCGGCGCUGAUCCCAUCCCCCCAGGAUUUACCCUUUCAGUGGUUGGCUUCAGCAAAGGCUGUGUAGUGCUGAACCAGAUGGUGUACGAGCUAGCAGGGGCUCGGGCAGACCCCCAAAUGUCUCCAUUUGUUAAUCGCAUCUCAGACAUCUACUGGCUGGAUGGCGGGCAUCCUGGGGGCAGUGAGACCUGGGUGACAGACAAGCAAGUCCUGAUGGAGCUGGCUGCAAGUGGUGUGGAAAUCCAUGCCCAUGUGACACCUUAUGAGGUGCGUGAUCCAAUGCGAGCAUGGGUGGGCCGUGAGCAUGGACACUUUGUCAAAACUCUGGAGGAACUUGGUGCCUCCCUGAACCAGAAGUUGCACUUUGAGGAUGAGCCUGCCUCCAUUGAGAACCACUUCCGAAUCAUCCAGGAGUUUUGAGUUGUACUGUCGCACUUUAGCUGGUGUGGUCAU